Triticum dicoccoides is the source of this 2739-nucleotide messenger RNA. RefSeq names its product wall-associated receptor kinase 5-like. The record is from RefSeq and is a predicted model, not a curated record. Lineage: Eukaryota; Viridiplantae; Streptophyta; Magnoliopsida; Poales; Poaceae. The transcript has 5 exons. Gene Ontology annotation, molecular function: ATP binding; protein serine/threonine kinase activity; calcium ion binding. Gene Ontology annotation, biological process: cell surface receptor signaling pathway; protein phosphorylation. Bases 62 to 2512 code for a protein of 816 amino acids. Gene Ontology annotation, cellular component: plasma membrane.
AUCACCAGCUCCAACAUCAACACCAACACAAGACAGACCAGCCUACUGGUGCAGCGCAACGAUGAGCACGAUACUCAGCGCCAUUUCUUUUGUGCUGAUGUUCAUGGCAGCUUGGCCACAAGCAUCGGCCGCAGUGUCUGGACCCGCCGGAGGGAUCCUGCAGAUCCCAUCUAAUCGCUCCUUGGCUCACUGCAUCACAAGGUGCGGGGACAUUGACUUCUCCUAUCCCUUUGGUAUAGGGUCCGGCUGCUUUCGUCAAGGCUUCGAUCUCACCUGCAACCACUCAACCAAGCAUCCCAAGCUCUUUUUAGGCAAAAGCACUGUCCAGGUCACUAACAUCGACUCCAGCUAUGGCAUAGUUUUGACCCCUAUAAUCUUCAAGCUUGCAACAAGGCCAGGUACAAAUACCUACAACAUGACAUGGGAGGCCCCUGCUAAAGUGCUUAGAGUUGCCAUCAUGGACCAACAAAGCUGUGAAGGUGCACAACUGAAGAACGAAAGCUAUGCAUGCAGCCACGGUAGCAGUUGUCGGAAUUCCUCAUCCGGUGGUUACCAAUGUGUCUGCUCUAGUUAUGGACAAGGCAACCCUUACAUUUUAGAUGGAUGCAUGCAAGAUUAUAACCCAAAGCCCAAAGAACACUGUCCUGCAUCAUGUGGACCCAUUACUAUUCCCUUCCCCUUUGGGCUUGAAGAAGGAUGUUUUGCAAACGAAAAAUUUCAUCUUAAUUGUACCUCUGGCAAUCUCACAGUCUCUGUCUCAGAAGAUGCACAAUAUCAGGUGACCGGUAUCUCCGUGGAAGAUGGGACUCUGACUGUUAGCAAUAUGGUGAACGGAAGUAAUGAAAAAGAGGCAAUAUUAAUCCAGACUGAAGAUGGAUAUGGAGUGGACUCACCUAUGGAAGAUCAAUUUGAUUUCUCUGUGGAAUACAACAUUGUUAUAAAGUGGGCGGUUGCCAAUUUAACAUGUGAAACAGCUAUGCAAAAGGAUACUGAGUAUGCAUGUCGCAGUUCCCAGAGCUAUUGCCUAAACGUCACCCACGGAGAAAUAUUUAUGGGAUAUCGUUGUAAAUGUUCGUCAGGCUUUCAAGGAAAUCCGUACGUCAAUGCUGGCUGCACAGAUAUUGAUGAAUGCGCACUACAAAAUUACUGCAAUGGGACAUGUCAAAAUUCUUUUGGAAACUUCACAUGCUCAACUUGCCCACAUAGACAAGAGUUUGAUCCGAUAAAAAGGCAGUGUGUUACAUCAGCGAAGCAACACAAUAUUAUUUUGGGUAUUGCAACUGGAACUGGAUGUGGCCUUGGAUCCAUAAUUAUUGCAGUCUGUGUAGUUGUAUUUGCCAACAAGUGGAAGAAAGGCAUCCAGAAGAGAAUCCGACAAGCACACUUCAAGAAAAAUCAAGGCCUACUCUUGCAGCAGUUGAUAUCAGAUGAAAGCGCCACAAACAAAACAACGAUAUUCUCCUUAGAGGAACUAGAGAAGGCAACCAACAACUUUGAGGCCACUCGUGUUCUUGGUCGUGGAGGACACGGUACAGUUUACAAAGGGAUUCUAUCUGACCAACGGGUGGUGGCUAUUAAAAAAUCCAAAAUUGUGGAGCAGACUGAGAUAGACCAGUUUAUCAAUGAGGUUGCUAUCUUAUCUCAAAUCAUUCACCGCAAUGUGGUAAAGCUAUUUGGUUGUUGCCUCGAAUCUGAGGUGCCUUUGCUGGUGUACGAGUUUAUAUCUAAUGGUACAUUGCAUGACCUUCUUCACAUUGAUGUUACUGCCAAAUGUGUGCUGUCAUGGGAUGAUCGCAUUAGGAUUGCUGUAGAAGCAGCAGGGGCACUUGCUUAUCUACACUCGGCUGCUGCAAUACCGAUUUUCCAUAGAGACGUAAAAUCGUCUAACAUACUAAUGGAUAGCAGCUUCGCUACGAAGGUUUCUGACUUUGGUGCUUCAAGGUCUCUUUCCCUCGAUGAGACUCAUGUGGUGACUAUUCUCCAAGGAACAUUUGGUUACCUAGAUCCAGAGUAUUACCAUACCGGGCAGCUAACUGAAAAGAGUGAUGUCUAUAGUUUUGGAGUAAUACUUGUGGAACUUUUGACAAGAAGAAAGCCAAUUUUUAUCAAUGAUCUUGGUGGAAAACAAAACUUGUCCCAUUAUUUCGUGGAAGGAUUGCAACAGGGAGCAAUCAUGGAAAUAAUGGAUCCUCAGGUUGUCAACGAGGCAAACCCGGAAGAGAUUGAUGAUAUUUGCUCACUUGCGGAAGCAUGCCUGAGACUCAAAGGAAGAGAUAGACCUACUAUGAAAGAAGUAGAUAUGAGGUUGCAAUUCCUGAGAACUAAGAGGCCAAGAAAAUGCGAGAUUCUCCCAGCUAGUGAUGAGGAGAUUGAGCCUUUUUUAUGCCCAAAGGUUGGUAAUUCUGAUGCACCAAUGAAUGAUAUCAAUGCUGGUAAUUCAACAUCAAAAGGCACCUCCAGUUGCUACAGUCUCGAGCAAGAACUCUCAUCGUCGGUCACUUGGCCACGCUAACUACAUAUGUGCAAUACUACAAUCGCAUCCUUCCUAGUAUUCAUUUGAAUUACCAUUUAUUUUCUAUGGAUUUAUAUUAAGUUACAUAUAGUUCACAUUAGAAAAGAUUAUGUAAUGUAGUUUAGCUUCUGUAUAUUUGCAAAAUUUAUUUGUAGCUCAUGUCAGUUGUGUACAAUUGCAUUGCAAUUAUUUGCAAUGAAUAUGCCUGCAAUGAAUAACUUAAGGUA